Messenger RNA from Rhinolophus ferrumequinum (greater horseshoe bat), 10827 nucleotides. RefSeq names its product lipoxygenase homology PLAT domains 1 (gene LOXHD1). Gene Ontology annotation, molecular function: protein binding. The transcript is spliced from 41 exons. The record is from RefSeq and is a predicted model, not a curated record. Bases 3474 to 10286 code for a protein of 2270 amino acids. NCBI's taxonomy places the organism in Eukaryota, Metazoa, Chordata, Mammalia, Chiroptera, Rhinolophidae.
AGAUUGUAUACCAAUUAUACUUAAAAAAAAAGAAAGGCUGCAGGCAAUGUAGCUGUGAAUGCACUGUGGUGAUCUUGCAGGUAAGCCCCACGUCAUAGGAUAGAGCUCCCCCAGCCCUGGCAAAGCAGAGAGAAAUGUAAACAGAGGCUCUGGCAGGCUCCUCCCUCCCUGGAGAGUUCCUGUGGCUCCCAGAGGGCUCUCUUGGCUUCCCAAGACUUCUGUAUUUGGUCUCUUUCACUUGUUUGUUGUCAGAAGCAGUUCAUUAAGUGCUUGGUUGUCUCACCUGAGUAAUUGCUGUCUAUAUACAUGUAUAUUUUAUUUUGCUCGUGGGAGGAGGUGAGCUCAGUGCCUUCCUAUACCCCAGGCAUCAGCAUUUAAAAACUCUCCCUGUGACUCCAAUGUGUAGCCCUGGGAUGGAAGCUUGCUAAUCCUUUCCGCAAAGCCAGGUGAGCUGAUCAAGGUCACCUGGGAAGGUAUAGACUACUAUGGCUUCCAAAUUUUAGUUCAUAUGACGUGCUACCCCCCUGCCCCCAGGUGAGGUUGUUGUUAAAAUUGUAGAUUCCAAAUUUUACCUUCAGUAGGUCUGGGAGGGCGGGGGACACAAUAAGGACAAUAGAAAUUGGCAUUUUGAUGAGUUCUUGUGCAGAAUUUAAUCCAGGUGGUCCUGGAAUCCCAUUUAAGGAAACAUUGACCUUGACAGAGGGCAUCUAUGAGGGGAGGAGACCCAGAACACAGAAUACAGGUGGUGGCCAGGGAUCUUGGGUGCUGGAGCUUGGGGCUAAGAGCUCAAUAGUUGGACUCAAUGCCAGGCAGAGAGGUGGUGGGACACAGAGGUGACAAGAGAGGAGCUUGUGAAAAGUCGUGUGGUGGCUGCAGACCAGCUAGCUCCCUCCUCCUCUCUGAACUGUGCCUCAGGCUGGAGGCCCCAGGCAGGGCUGGCAGACACUCUCCUGCCAUCCUCUCAGUCCCCAUGGGUCUGGGGCAGAGCCCCUCUCUCUGGUCAGGGUUUUGCAGCCAAGCCUGGAGCUGGCCGGUGCCCUUCCCUGGCCCCUAGCCCAUCACAGAGGACCCUAGAUGGGUAACCUGUCAUGGUUGCUCUAGUGUCUACUUGUACCUACCAUUCAGUGCCUUAGAAAUUCCCAGCUACUAGACAGAGGCCUGUCAGGUUCAAAUCCACAGGGACCACCAGAGCAAUUCCUGCUGUCGGCUGGCAAGGGAUGCCUUCCAGACCUCACAUCUCUGUCACUCCACAGCCACUGCCACCCCAGGCAGGACUGUGUCCAUUCCUUCUUCCUGGAUUGGGUGGAAACCUGCCUUUCUGUAAUCACCACCUCUGGUCAUAAGACUGUCCUUUCAGCCACACAGGUGGAUCUAGUGCUUGCUCCACAGAACAGUUGUUCAUAUUUGUGAAGGUAGCGCUCUUGGACCCGGGAAAUGACCUCUUCUCCAGGCCAGUGGCACUCAGAGUGGUAUUUGUUCUGGAACAUUCACUUCACCAAUACAUCAUUUAAAGUGUGGUUUCUUCUUAGCCCAUACUGUUUUCCUUGUGGAAAUAGUGAAAGCCUUAUGUUCAUGGCUGCUUUAUAGACAGAACUGCCUGCAAUUCAGUCAUUUAUUUAUUAACUGAACAAAUGCAUAUGGAGGCCCACUGUGUGCCAGGUUGUGCUGUAGGUUCUGGGAGCCUCACGGUGACCCUGGUGGCAUGAGCCCUGCCCCCAUAGAGCUCAUGGCUGGGAGAGGCAGGAGGAAGGUGACAAGUAAAGAAGCCCUUACAAGGCAGUCCUCCCAGGAAAUAGGGGAGACACAGAUGUUCCAGGCUGUUCACUUGUGGCCUCUGAUAUGCUACAGAGAGAGGGAACCCGCAGAAGAAGGAGGACACAGAGGGCCGCUCCUUGCAUACAGGAACUGAAGGAGGGCUUCUGGAGCAAUUUGAGGUGAUAACAAAGCAUCACUCCCCGCUCCACGAAAAAUAAGAAAGAGAAAUUCAGAUUUAGAGUCCCAGGCAUUUAUUAAGCCUCUAUUGUGUUCCAGAGGCUUCCACUUGCUGAGCACUUUCUCCAAGUGCCCAACAUGCUUGCAGGCAUCAUUAGUACCCCGCUUUGUGGGUGGGGAGACAGGCCUUGGCCGGGCCACAUGGCCGAGAGGUGCUCAUCAGGCCCAGUUCUGGCCAGUGACCUCACGCUGCCAGGACAGAGGAAGGAGAGUUCCAAGUGGACUGAAAAUUUCUAGCAGUUUAAGAUUUACAUAGAAAUCUUACGACUGGGGUUGUAAGAAAUCUUCAUAAAAUCUUAAUUAAGUGCCUUAAUAAAAUCUUGAUAAAGUACAAUAAGCAAGGAAGAGGAGUGUAGUGGCCCUGAGGGGAAUUUUCCUUUCUGACUGAGGGUAGAGAGGGGUCUGUGGGCCCUGAUUCUCUUGCUCCAACUGAGAAUCUCCCGUAUGGGGCUGCAGGUGGAGAAGGUCAGGGCCGAGGGGGGUUGGCACCUGCAAUGGGCUCGCAAGGUUUUUACUGUUUUAUGUGAGAGCCCAGAGGGCAAUGCGGGUGAGUUCUUGUUAUAACACAUGGAACCUUGCCCGGCUUGCCUGGGCAUUGUGGGCUCACCCAGGACACUGAGAAACCCCACCGGUGGGCUUCCUCAGUGUCCUUCUCUCGGGUCUGCCACUGCUGUCACUCACAACUCAGUAAAUGCUUUGUGGGUGGUCCGAGCGCUCCUCGGAGCAGCACCCCUGAAGGGUAGCAGGUCUCCCCUGGCUAAAUGGCCACUUUAAGGAGGCAGCAAUCUUGAGAUGGAAGCAGAGAAAGAGAGCAAGAAAAAUCCAGCAAGAACCUUGCCUGCUCCGUAAGACGAUCAGAGGUCAUGAAUAAUGGAGAGAAACGGGCCUCUGCGUCCUGGCAGCUUGGCUGAUGUGGGGCCCUGCUCUCCUCAGGAAGGUCCCAGGCCCAGGGGCAUCGUUCACGGCCCUCAAAGCCUGUGGGGCUAGGGUGAUCUCCAGGGCGGGAGGCCACCACCCACCCCUCGGGUGGCCUGGAGGAGAUCCAAGGGGCCCCCUUGCUGGGAGGCCAGGUGGGAAACUGCUGCCAAGGGCUCGAUGUCACCUGAUUCUGCAUGAAGGGAGGAGAGAGAGCUGUUGGGAGGGGCACGGAGGAAGGAGGACAGCCUGCCCUCAGCCCCUAUGAAUAAGUGAUGAGGCCCAAGGAGAAAACCCAGGGCAGGUGCAAGAGGAGGUGACCAGCAAGGGGAUGGCAGAGAGAGGGGCCAGGGACAGGAAAGACAGAGAUAAGGCACUGAGGUUCAGCUCAGAGGCCCAAGAAGCAAGGGGAGCAGGAGCAGCACUGUGGGCACAGGGGACCCAAGUGUGGCUCCUGGCCCACCCAGACGUCACAGGAGCCCAGGGAGAGCGGGCCGAGGGUCCAAGGUGGUGCAGGGAGGUAGGCCCGGUCAGCUAGCGAGGGCCAGGAAGAAGCAGCCAGCAAAAUGAUGCCCCAGAAGAAAAAGAGGAGAAAGAAAGACAUUGACUUUGUAGCGCUGUAUGAGGAGGAGCUGCUGAACUAUGCCUCCGACGACGACGACGAGGAGGAACUGGAACACGAGUACUACAAGGCCAAAGUGUACGAGGUGGUCACAUCCACAGGAGAUGUUCGGGGUGCAGGGACAGAUGCCAAUGUGUUCAUCACCCUUUUUGGAGAGAACGGGAUCUCUCCUAAACUCCAGCUCACCAGCAAGAGUCAGUCUGCCUUUGCGAAAGCCAACACUGACGUGUUCCGGGUAAGGACAAACAACGUGGGCCUCAUCUACAAAAUCAGGAUCGAACAUGACAACACGGGCUCCAGUCCCAGCUGGUACCUAGACCGUGUGAUUCUGACCGACCUAAAGCGGCCUCACCUCCGUUAUUACUUCAACUGCUGCAGCUGGCUGAGCGACCUGGAAGGUGACCGCCAGUGGUGCCGCGACCUGUUGGCCAGCUUCAGCCCCAUGGAAGUGCCCCGAGGUAACCGGUAUGAAAUCAAGGUGUACACUGGCGAUAUCAUUGGAGCAGGGACGGAUGCUGAUGUCUUUAUCAAUAUCUUUGGAGAGUACGGAGACACAGGGGAGCGGAAGCUGGACAGCGACAAGAAAAACUUUGAAAAGGCAGCUGAAGACAAUUUCACGCUGGAUGCCCCUGAUUUGGGGCAGCUGAUGAAGAUUACCAUCGGCCAUAACAACAAGGGGCCGUCACCCGGCUGGUUCCUGAACAAGAUUUUCAUCGAUGAUAUUGCAAACAAAAGAAAAUACGACUUUCCUCUUAACCGCUGGCUGGCCUUAAAUGAAGACGAUGGCAAAAUCCAAAGGGAUAUCUUAGUGGGCGGAGCUGAGACCACAGCUGUCUCAUAUAUUGUCACCAUCUUCACUGGGGAUCUCCGAGGGGCUGGGACCAAAUCCAAAAUCUACAUGGUCAUGUACGGGGCCAGAGGGAAUAAGAACAGCGGGAAAAUCUUCCUGGAGGGCGGUGUGUUUGACCGCGCCCGCACGGACAUCUUCCACCUCGAGAUGGCUCUCCUCCUCAGCCCCCUGAGUCGGGUCUCCAUCGGGCACUGCAACGUGGGUGCCAACAGAGGCUGGUACUGUGAGAAGGUGGUGAUUCUGUGCCCCUUCACCGGCGUCCAGCAGACCUUUCCUUGCAGCAACUGGCUGGAUGAGAAGAAAGGCGAUGGGCUGAUCGAGAGGCAGCUCUACGAGAUGGUGUCUCUCAGGAAGAAGAGGAUGAAAAAGUUCUGUUGGUCCCUGUGGGUCCUGACGACUGACCUGAGGAAAGCUGGUACCAACACUCCCAUCUCCGUCCAGAUUUAUGGGAAGAAGGGGCGGACGGAUGAAAUUGUCCUGAACCCCGAUGGCCAGUAUUUAAGACCGGGCAUAUUCGAGAAGUUUAAGAUUGAGCUCCCGGAUCUCGGCAGGUUUUAUAAGAUUCGAGCAUGGCAUAAUAGAAUGACUCCUGGUGCUGGAUGGCAUUUGGAAAGGAUGACCCUGAUGAACACUCUGACCAAGGACAAAUAUAACUUCAACUGCAGUCGCUGGCUGGAUGCCAACGAGGACGACAAUGAGAUUGUGAGGGAGAUGACCGCAGAGGGCCCAGCAGUGCGGAGGAUCAUGGGCAUGGCCCGGUACCGUGUGACUCUGUGCACUGGGGAAUGCGAAGGUGCAGGAACAGACGCCAACGUCUAUCUCUGCCUUUAUGGUGACGCGGGGGACACCGGGGAGAGGCUGCUAUUCAACUGCAGGAAUACCGACAACAUGUUUCAGAAAGGCAAUGUUGACGAGUUCACCAUUGAGUCCGUCACCCUGCGGAAAGUGAGGCGGGUGAGAGUCAGGCACGAUGGUAAAGGCGGGAAUAGCGGCUGGUUCCUCGAGCGGGUGCUGGUGAGAGAGGAGGGCCAGCCGGAGGAUGACAACGUGGAGUUCCCGUGUCUCAGGUGGCUGGAUAAGAAUAAGGACGAUGGACAGGUGGUCCGAGAGUUGCUACCCAGUUACAGCAAUGCGACACUCAAGAACUUCCGCUAUCACAUCACCUUGAAGACGGGGGACAUCCCUGGGGCCAGCACAGAUUCCCAAGUCUACAUCAAGCUCUAUGGGGAUAAAUCUGACACGAUCCAGCAAGAUCUUCUUGUCUCUGACAACAACCUGAAAAGCUAUUUUGAACGUGGCCGGGUGGAUGAGUUCACCCUCGAGACCCUGAACAUUGGAACUAUCAACCGCCUGGUGAUUGGGCAUGACGGCUUGGGCAAGCGCGCUGGCUGGUUCCUGGGCAGUAUACAGAUCCGCGUGCCCCGCCAAGGCAAGCAGUACACCUUCCCUGUGAACCGCUGGCUGGACAAGAACAAGGCCGAUGGGCGCCUGCAGGUGGAGCUCUAUCCCAGCGAGGUUGUGGAGAUCCAGAAAUUGGUCCACUAUGAAAUUGAGAUUUGGACGGGGGAUGUGGGCGGAGCAUGCACCACUGCCCGCGUCUACGUACAGAUCUACGGUGAGAAGGGCAAGACAGAAGUUCUCUUCCUCUCCAGUCGCUCCAAAGUUUUUGAUCGGGCAUCCAAGGACACGUUCCAGCUGGAAGCGGUGGACGUGGGAGAGGUCUUUAAGAUCCGGCUGGGGCACACGGACGAGGGCUUCUCGCCCGGCUGGUUCGUGGACACGCUGUGGCUGCGGCAACUGCUGGUGCAGGAGGUGGAACUCACAGACGAGGAGGAGGCCCAGAGGGAGAAGGAGAAGUCCAAGCUGCAGCAGGUGCUCAAGAAGGAGUGGCUGAAGGCCAAGCUGCAGAGGAAGAUGAGGAAGAAGAAGAUGAAGAAGGGCAGCGAGGAGGAGGAGGAGGGGGAAGAGGAGGAGUCCUCAUCGGAGGAGUCGUCGUCGGAAGAGGAGGAGGAGGAGACUGAGGAGGAAGAGGAAGAGGAGGAGUUCGGGCCGGGCAUGGAGGAGGUGGUUGAGGAGUACAAGUUCGAUGUCAACCGCUGGCUGGCCCGGAACAAGGAGGACGGUGAAGUUCUCCUGGAGCUGGUGCCCGUCGGCCAGUCCAUUCCUGAGCCCAACACCUAUACAGUCCAGGUGAUCACCGGGAACGUGUCCAACGCCGCCACCAGUGCCAACGUCUACCUGACCAUCUACGGGGAGGAGUAUGGGGACACAGGCGAGCGGCCCCUGAGGAAGUCGGACAAGUCCAGCAAGUUUAAGCAGGGGCAGACAGACACCUUCACCCUGACUGCCAUGGACCUGGGGCCCCUGAUCAAAGUUCGGGUUCGUCACGACAAUGCAGGCAAGAAUGGAAGCUGGUUCCUGGACAGAAUAGACAUCACCGACGUGAACAACGAUACCACGUACUAUUUUCUAUGCCAACGCUGGCUCGCAGUGGAUGAAGACGAUGGCCAGCUGUUCAGGGAGCUGUUGCCAGUGGAUGAGUCUUAUGUGCAAGACGAGGACGAGGGUGGUGACAACAACCUGGGCCUGGAGCAGAAAGAUAAAUGUACCACAUUCUCAGUGACCGUCAAGACUGGGGACAAGAAGAAUGCGGGCACUGAUGCCAAGGUCUUCAUCACGCUCUUUGGCACAGAAGAUAACACUGGAAUCACCUUCCUGGAAUCUUCCAAGGUCAACAGCGACAUGUUUGAGAGAGACAGCAUCGAAAUCUUCACAGUGGAGACACUGGACCUGGGAGAGUUAUGGAAAAUCAGGAUUGGCCACGAUAACACAGGCAAGGCUCCGGGCUGGUUUUUAGAGUGGGUAGAGGUGGAUGCCCCAUCGCUUGGAAAGAGCAUGACCUUCCCCUGCGGCCGCUGGCUGGCCAAGAAUGAAGACGACGGAGCCCUCGUCAGGGAUCUCUUCCACGUGGAGCUUCAGACGAGGCUGUACACACCAUUUGUUCCUUACGAGAUCACCUUCUACACGAGCGACGUGUUUGCCGCUGGGACAAACGCCAGUGUAUUCAUUGUCAUCUAUGGCUGCGACGGUUUGUGCACCGAGCAGAGGAAGUUGUGCAGCAACAAGAGGGAACAGAAGGUGUUCUUUGAGAGGAAGUCUGCCUCUCGCUUCAUUAUGGAGUUAGAAGAUGUGGGAGAAAUCAUUGAAAAAAUUCGGAUUGGCCAUGAUAAUACGGGUAUAAACCCUGGGUGGCACUGUGCCUACGUGGAGAUCCGCAGGCUGCUUCCAGAUAAAGAUGGUACAGAGACCUUUACUUUUGCUUGUGAUCGAUGGCUUGCCACCUCAGAGGAUGAUAAGAAGACCAUUCGAGAACUGGUCCCUUUCGACAUCUUCACUGAGAAAUACAUGAACGAUGGAUCCUUAAGGCAAAUCUAUAAGGAAGUGGAGGAGCCGCUGGACAUUGUGCUGUACUCGGUACAGAUCUUCACAGGAAACAUUCCUGGGGCAGGGACGGAUGCCAAGGUCUACAUCACCAUCUACGGGGACCUGGGGGACACCGGGGAACGGUACCUUGGCAAGUCAGAGAACCGCACCAACAAGUUCGAGAGAGGAACGGCCGACACCUUCAUCAUUGAGGCCGCUGACCUGGGCGUCAUCUACAAGAUCAAGCUCCGCCAUGACAACACCAAGUUGUGUGCAGACUGGUACGUGGAGAAGGUGGACAUCUGGAACGACACCAACGAGGAUGAGUUCCUGUUCCUGUGUGGGCGCUGGCUGUCCCUGAAGAAGGAGGACGGGCUGCUUGAGAGGCUUUUUUACGAGAAGGAGUACACUGGGGACCGGAGCAGCAACUGCAGCAGCCCCGCUGACUUCUGGGAGAUCGCCCUGAGCUCCAAGAUGGCGGACGUGGACAUCGCCACAGUGACGGGGAUCAUGGUGAACUACGUUCAGGAGGGCACAGUUAUUCCCUACUAUGUCUCAGUCACCACUGGGAAGGACAAGGAUGCAGCCACCGACAGCCGGGCCUUCGUCAUCCUCACUGGGGAGGAUGACGAGUGCAGUAAUCGAAUCUGGCUAGACCACCCCCGAGGGAAGAAGGGCUUCAGCUGCGGCUCUGUGGAAGAGUUCUACGUCGGAGGCUUGGACGUGGGCGUCAUCAAGAAAAUAGAGCUGGGCCAUGAUGGGGCCUCCCCAGAGAGCUGCUGGCUGGUGGAGGAGCUGUGUUUGGCCGUGCCCACCCAAGGUACCAGGUACACAUUGCGCUGCAAUUGCUGGCUCGCCAAGGACCGAGGAGAUGGCUUCACCUCCUGCGUCUUCGACCUUCUAGAUGCCACAGUGGUGAACAUCGGGGUGAAGGUGCUCCAUGAAAUGACAGUAUGGACAGGUGAUGUGGUCGGCGGUGGCACCGACUCUAACAUCUUUAUGACCCUCUACGGCAUCAAUGGCAGCACAGAGGAAGUGCAGCUGGACAAAAAGAAGGCCAGAUUUGAGCGGGAGCAGAAUGACACCUUCCUCAUGGAGAUCCUGGACAUCGCUCCAUUCACCAAGAUGCGGAUCCGAAUCGACGGCCUGGGCAGCCGGCCUGAGUGGUUUCUGGAGAGGAUCCUCCUGAAGAACAUGACCAAUGGAGACCUGACCAUGUUCUACUAUGGAGACUGGCUCUCCCAGCAGAAGGGCAAGAAGACGCUGGUGUGUGAAAUGUGCGCCGUCAUCAACGGAGAGGAGAUGAUGGAGAAGACUUCUUACACCGUCUUAGUUAAGACCAGUGACAUCCUGGGUGCGGGCACUGAUGCCAACGUGUUCAUCAUCAUCUUUGGGGAGAACGGGGACAGCGGGACCCUGGCCCUGAAGCAGUCGCCCAACUGGAACAAGUUUGAGCGAAACAACAUGGACACGUUCAGCUUCCCGGACAUGCUGAGCCUGGGCCACCUCUGCAAGCUGAGGGUCUGGCACGACAAUAAAGGGAUAUUUCCUGGCUGGCACCUGAGCUACAUUGACGUGAAGGACAACUCCCGUGAUGAGACCUUCCGCUUCCAGUGUGACUGCUGGUUCUCCAAGAAUGAAGGGGACGGACAGACACUCCGCGACUUUGCCUGCGCCAACAAUGAGAUCCAUGAUGAGCUGGAGGAGACCACCUACGAGAUCAUCAUCGAAACAGGCAAUGGCGGAGAAACCAGGGAGAACGUCUGGCUCAUCCUGGAGGGCAGGAAGAACCGAUCCAAAGAGUUUCUCGUGGAAAAUUCUGGUAGACAGCGUGUCUUUAAGAAGGGGACCACAGACACAUUUGAGUUUGACAGCGUCUAUCUGGGGGACCUGGCUGCCGUGUGUGUGGGCCACCUUGCCAGGAACGACCGGUUCAUCCCCAAGAGAGAGCUGGUCUGGCACGUGAAGACCAUCACCAUCACCGAGAUGGAGUACGGCAAUGUGUACUUCUUUGACUGUGACAGCCUCAUCCCCCUCAAGAGGAAGAGGAAGUACUUCAAGGUAUUCGAAGUCACCAAGACCACCGAGAGCUUUGCCAGCAAGGUCCAGAGCCUGGUGCCAGUCAAGUACGAGGUCAUCGUGACAACAGGCUUUGAGCCAGGGGCGGGCACUGACGCCAACGUCUUUGUGACCAUCUUUGGGUCCAAUGGGGACACAGGCAAGCGGGAGCUGAAGAAGAAAAUGCGCAACCUGUUCGAGCGAGGUCAAACCGACCACUUCUUCCUGGAGACGCUGGAGCUGGGCGAGCUGCGCAAGGUGCGCGUGGAACACGACAGCAGCGGCUACUACUCGGGCUGGCUGGUGGAUAAGGUGGAAGUGACCAACACCAGAACCGGAGUGGCCACCAUCUUCAAGUGCGGCAGGUGGCUGGACAAGAAACGCGGGGACGGGCUCACCUGGAGAGAACUCUUCCCUUCUGUCUGAGGGGCUGCAGGCGCUCCGUCCGCUCGGGCCACCCUCUCACCCAGCUGCUCCUGGCCACACCUUCCCACCCCCACCUUGGCCUCCAGCAGUCUUUUCCUGAAGCCUCCUGGAGCUGGGACUGGGGACCAAAAGGUGGCCUGUGGCACCGUGGACCAGAACUUCAUGGUCCUUUGAAGGCCACUGCCGUGACUGCUGAUGGAGUUCUGCACCCCACCCCACCCCCUCCCCCGGACCUACAGGAAUCCGUCAACAUGUGUCAUAAUCCGUGGCUGCACAAAACUAACUCUUUGCAUUUGCAUUUUCUCUUCCAAUAAUAGCGGUGACCAGGCUAAGACUUGCUGCCAGGUGUGAGAAUGGGAAAUGGGGGCUUCACCCAGGGGAAAGGAGUGGGGAACAAGAGGCAGUCGCGAUGGUAUAUUUUAAGCAAAAACUAAUUAACACUCUUCCCCUCCCCCCACCAAAAAAGCUGGGCUAAUUAAAUUAUUACCAACCACACCCCCCAAAGAACUCAUCUGGGCAUCUGCUCCCUACAAAUGCACUC